This is a messenger RNA of Ambispora leptoticha, 357 nucleotides long. Lineage: Eukaryota; Fungi; Glomeromycota; Glomeromycetes; Archaeosporales; Ambisporaceae. The record is from the annotation of a GenBank genome assembly.
AUGACUGAAUCAAGUCCGAAAGUUGAUUUUAAUGACGAAGUAAAUGAAUUAAAAAAAGAAAAGUUUGCUCGAGGAAUUUUAGAUUUGUUGACCCCAAUUGUUCAAGAAAUGGAUUCACGAAUUGUUGCAGUGAAAUCAAGUCAAACUGAACUAAAUAAAGAGAUUGAGAGAUUGCUUGCAGAACUUCAACUAUUCAACGAAGCAGCUGAGGUCCCUCCAAUUCAAUCUUCCCUUCAAAAAUUGAUUAACGCGAGAAAAAGACUCGCCGCUACAAAUCAGACUUUAAAAAUAGUUUAUGAUCGCGUGGAACGAAUAUAUAAUCAGUUAAAUAAAGGAACUGGCAGUAAUAUCAUUUGA